Eurytemora carolleeae is the source of this 639-nucleotide messenger RNA. RefSeq names its product glutamate-gated chloride channel. Bases 40 to 639 code for a protein of 199 amino acids. Lineage: Eukaryota; Metazoa; Arthropoda; Copepoda; Calanoida; Temoridae. Gene Ontology annotation, cellular component: membrane. Gene Ontology annotation, biological process: monoatomic ion transport. Gene Ontology annotation, molecular function: extracellular ligand-gated monoatomic ion channel activity. The record is from RefSeq and is a predicted model, not a curated record. The transcript has 9 exons.
UUAAUCGUUUUCUGGAUCCUUUUUCAGCCUAAUCUUUUUAUGGCCGAGAUUAUCCAAUACUCAAGACGGAAUUUUUCAGUUCUCAGCAAGAGCUUGACUGAGUCCCAGCCUAUAGGGAUGAUUUUAUCCAAUGGACCUGGUGUCAUGUUCUUAACACUUGGAAUCAUUCUAGUCCUACAUUAUUCAAGUGCAGAGGAUUCUUUUGUGUUUCCCUAUGGACGAGAAGCAGAACUAUUUGAUUAUUUGACCAACUCAUCAAGGUAUGAUUCCAGAACCCGACCACUAAACUAUGAUGUUCUAGAAGUUAAAAACAGUGUCUUUGUUUAUUUCCUCGGCAAUAUUCGGGCCCAACAGCUUGAGUUUGAAGCACAUCUGUUAAUUAGACAAAAAUGGCAGGAUAAAAAACUAAGCUUUGCAAAUGUUUCAACAAAUAUCGAGUAUAUGGAGGGAGAAACAUGGUUUGCAGACCAUAUUUGGACUCCGAAUAUUUUUAUUGAAAAUGAAGUUAAUAGUGAUCUUAUGACCAUGACACGAGACUCCGUUUACAUCAGAAUUCAGAGCAAUGGAAUAGUGAACUAUCAUUACCGAAUUAGAACUGUAGUGCUUUGUGAUAUCAUCAUCAUUAUAAUAAUUAAAUAA